CUUAGUGAGCUCCUAAUAAAAAGGCUAACACGGCUAACAAUGACAGCGCCACAGCCGCUACGUCAAUAAUGACAACGCAUUUACGAAUGUUUGCCUCGCUAGAUAAUGGGGUUUGAAACGUUUCUUAAUCCAAAAUCCAAACAUAAGUUACAUAAUUAUGGCUGGAAUAAUGAUCUAUUUAUAGAUUUCACGGAUCAAAGCUUCCUAUUGUGACGUAGUCUACUCAGAAUAAAACCAAGCCCUCACAUAGCUAGCUAGCUUAGUUUUGGACACAAGAACAGACGGCUUCUUUUGAGAAUCUAAGAGAAAAGGAACACAUCAUUUAAAGUUUUAGAGACCAAAAAAAUGGUACAGCUAGCGGUCUAUGCUACGGACCCGGAUGGCCGUAAGGAACACGUGAAGAAACCUGCCUGGCCGAUAGACGAACAUGGGGACUUUGUGGAGGUGCAGCUAUCAUCCAAGGAGGAGAACGAUUCCGAAGUUGAGGUAAAAAAGACCGGAUGUUGCUCUCGCAGAUGCGCCGUCAUUUGCAUCUUUCUCGGGGUACUGAUUGCCCUGGGUACAGCUGGUGCUAUUCUUGGUGUUUACUACAGCAUGGGCUCGCUGUGCUGGGCCUCGGAAUGUGAGGACGCUCAUCAACAUGAGCCACAAAAGGGUGAUGUUUUGUAUCCAACACCCACUGGAAGCAACGGAGGUGAAAAUGACGACCCAAGUGGCGACCAUCAUGGCGGCAAACCCGGUCGGCCUGGGCAUGGUGGCGACCAUCACGGCGGCCACACUGGCCGACCGGAUUGGGACCACGACCACGAUCAUGGCGACCAUCAUGGCGGCCGUCCUGACCCAGAUGGCGACCAUCAUGGCGGCAACACUGACCGUCCGGAUUGGGACCACGACCACGACCAUGGCGACCAUCAUGGCGACCACGAUGACUGGCACCACGGUCGUCCUAGGCCAUCUAGACCUCGUCCCCAACCAACCGGAAGACCGCCCAUGCGACCUUGGCCGUAGAUGGGAGCGCUCACCACCCGGGAUAGAGGACGAUAUGCACAAUAUGCAAAUGAACGCUUUAUACUUAAUCACUUUUGUGAUUCACAGAUAUUUGAGCAAAUUAAAUGUUGUGGAGGGUGUUUAAUUGAGGCAGAGACACCUCUUACAAGGUGUACUUCGAAGUUCAUAUUCUAUAUACUAUUAUUUUGACGAUGUUUCAAACUUUACCGAAAGUAACUAUAAACUAGUGAGGGCUUGCGUUAACACCAUGUGGAAGAAUCUCCUUUGAGAUGAUGUGUAUAGUUCUGAAAGAACCGGUUGGUUUUAAAACUCGAUCGACGUUCCGAUCAGUAUGCCCUGAUUGUCUUCAGGAUCAGAGCACACUGAUGGGAUUGUCGAGUUCACAACCAACUUUCUCACACAAUUUCUCAAAAGAUAUUUUUCUACAUGGUGGUUUACACUACCACCAUGCAAAGUUUCAAAUCUUAUUUAACCAUGUAUAUUUUUACAACUUAAUUAAUCCAAUAAUGGUUGAGGAUAAAUAACAGUCAUGCCAGCAUUGAAA
Messenger RNA from Patiria miniata (bat star), 1552 nucleotides. RefSeq names its product alpha-amylase 4-like. The record is from RefSeq and is a predicted model, not a curated record. NCBI's taxonomy places the organism in Eukaryota, Metazoa, Echinodermata, Asteroidea, Valvatida, Asterinidae. Bases 346 to 1008 code for a protein of 220 amino acids. The transcript has 4 exons.